AUGCCCAAGAAAAAUUCGGACACACCUAGUUCCAAGCUCACAGCUUGGAAGGGCGGAGGUCGUCUGGCCCGUAGAGCAAGGUCCUUCAAGCAAGAACUUGUUGGAAGGAUCAACCAGCUACGUCCGGGCAAUCUCCGGCCAGGCUAUGGAGGCAAGAACGGAAUCAAUUCGAAAGAACUCCUCAGCACCUCGCUCGACGAACAUCCGAUCGACGCGUCUCAAAGGGAAGCGCAGUCGAUUUCGCGGAACCUGCGUGACGUCCAGAAUGCUUGCGGCUACUUCAAGGACUGUGUCUCCAAAAACAUCCUUGACAUGGUGUCCGGAAGUGCUUCGGUUGUACUCGAGACAGUUAUACACCUGCUCACCUUACUCAAGAAGAACUUCACCAACGACGAUAGUACGGUGCUACAGUCACGCACGAAUAAAGUUCAUGCGUGUCUAUCGGAACUCCUGGAGUGGUCCGAUAAUGUGAUGUUGCGUCGCGAGGACGCUUGCGUGGAGGGAGCUCAGAGAAUACUUUCGUCUCUACAGGAAGCGCUGCAGGCUCUAGUCGAUUACUACGAUAAAGAUAACCUCACCCGAAAGAGACCCAACACAGCUAACGGAUUGAGUCAUAGCAAGAGCGAAUGUGCCAACAUUUCCGUGAAUUCCCUACCGGACAUUCCAUUGACUCCACGCGAACGAGAACUCCUCUCCGCUACUCCUGGCCAUGGCAUGUCGUCGUCGACCGACGAUAUCCUGACGCCACCUCCGAAGCCCCCCUUGCCAUUUUCCUCACUGGACUCAAUCGACGCGCCUCCGCUACCGCCAAAGAAACGAUCAACCACGAAAGCUUUCCUGGAAGCUCCGUCGUUCUCAUCCUCUCUGGGAGACUGGUUGUCUCCGUUGUCGUCACCGUUAUCACAGUCGAGGGCAUCGAGCGUAGAUUGCAUCGAUCAUUCGGAAGACGAUAUUUGGAAUAAUAGUUUACCUGGAAGUUUCGCUGAAGCUUCGAACCCGAGUCUGAGCUUUUCGUUCAGCUCCGUCCAAACUACGAUGGUCAAGAAGACCUCCACCACAACGAAGAUGUGUCGCAGCGACUCGAUAGAGCAUCUCAUAUCCCAUGAGCUGAACGAAAGCGGAGCCUCGUACUCCACUGUGACCACGGUGCAAAACGGUCAGACGCACACCAAGAAAUCCGUCUCUGCUUACAGAAGGGAAGACCAAUUAGAAGACGUUCCCCCGGCCCUACCGGCCAAGCAGCGCCGUCCGCCGGGCGAACGGUUGCCCAGAGUUCCAUCCCAAUACGAUAAUGUGCUUCCAAUGCUCCCCGCGGAAAUAGCUGACGAAAUCGUCAGCAAGCUCCAGGAUAUCGAGUUUCGGGAUGAAGUCCCGCCACCCCUCCCGCCAAAACGGAGAACAAUCGAGGCCUACAUGCAAACAUUUGGUCCGAUCCCGUUGCCCUCGGAAGGCUCUUCGCUGGUCGUUCCUGCGGGUAAACACGUAAUUUCGCGGGUUGCUCAGCUCACAAUGUCGUGGGACGACCCGCCGUCGUCAGAAUUCUAUGGAGAUCAGCCUCCAGCUUUGCCCCCGAAGAGAAGAGAACGCGAAAGGCCGACUGGAACAUCGACUCCGGUACCACAGCUCCAGCAGAGUCUUACCAUAGAGGAAAUUGCGAGCAUUCCAAAUACCAUCCAGACGCCCCUCAACAGUCCUGUAAGUUCGCUCGCUAACCCGUCCGUCCGUCCGCCCGCCCGCCCGGCUGUGUUGGACUCAACUGAAGCGGUGGAAUCGAUUCGCGAGGAAGACAGCGGCGUUGUUGACAGCCUACCGGCAUCCAAGGAGAACACUCCGCCUUCCAGUAUAGCCACUUUGCAGGAAUCGAUGUCGACCGCUGCCGUCGACAUAGUCGAAUGCAUCGAAGUGGAACCGUUUCUCGUGUUUUCUGACGGCAAAGACGACGUCUUGCGCGGACUCAAAGGCGGUCCCCCGGACGCCCUUCUCGUGUACGCGACCAAGACAACUGACGACAAAGGUCGAGAUUUCGUUGUUCAAGAAACCUUCCUCACGACGUAUCGAUCGUUCAUUCCUGCCCAGACUUUGGUCGAGAAGCUCAUUGCGAGGUAUAACUGCCUGAUCCAGUUCAGCACGGACGCGGUGCGUUUGAAGUAUGCCCGCAACUCGUUCAGUCUCUUGGUUCGAGUUGUGGACGAUCUCUGCCUUUCGGACGCCACCGACGAACUGUUACUCAUUCUCACGCGGUUCACCCACCGGUUGUUACAAAGAGGAGACCUUAGUCUGGCAAGAGCUUUACGGCAGAAGGUCGUGGAGAAGCAUAUGUCUCGUCAACGUGCUCAGGAAUGCGUGCUGUACGCGAACCUCAGAAGCGUGUCCCUGUCCCGCGGGAAUACGCUGUUGUCGUUCAAGUCAGAAGCGUUGGCGCAGCAAAUGACCUUACUUGAUAACGAACUGUUUCAAAAAAUUGACAUACCCGAGGUCCUGAUCUGGGCCAAAGAGCAGAAGGAAGAGUUCAGCCCCAACCUCACUCGCUUCACCGAGAGAUUCAACAAUAUGAGCUAUUGGGCCAGAAGCUGCGUACUUCAACAGCCCGAUCAAAGGGAACGGGAACGUUGCGUGAUCAAGUUCCUGAAAAUGAUGAAGGCCCUCCGUCGGCUGAACAAUUUCAACUCCUACUUGGCUCUGCUGUCUGCGUUGGAUUCGGCCCCGUUACGAAGACUAGACUGGCAGAGGGCCAUAGUCGAGGGGCUGAGGGAGUUCUCCGUUCUUAUUGAUAGCAGCUCUUCAUUCAGAGCCUAUCGACAGGCCGUGGCUGAGACUCAGCCACCCUGCAUACCCUACAUUGGUCUGAUCCUACAGGAUUUGACUUUCGUGCACGUAGGCAACACUGACUACAUCGAACACAACGGCGCCCAAAUAAUCAAUUUCUUCAAGUGCUGGCAACAGUAUAACAUCCUUGAACCGAUGCGAAAGUUCAAGAAAAAGCCCUACGUUAUACGUCGCAAUGAUGAAAUCAUAGAUUUCUUCAACAAUUUCGAAGACUACCUGUCCGAGGAAGCCAUGUGGCAGAUCUCGGAGACAAUCAAACCACGAGGGAAGAAGUAA
Galendromus occidentalis (western predatory mite) is the source of this 3102-nucleotide messenger RNA. It is a transcript of the gene C3G, whose product is annotated as C3G guanyl-nucleotide exchange factor. Gene Ontology annotation, cellular component: plasma membrane. Gene Ontology annotation, molecular function: guanyl-nucleotide exchange factor activity. NCBI's taxonomy places the organism in Eukaryota, Metazoa, Arthropoda, Arachnida, Mesostigmata, Phytoseiidae. Bases 1 to 3102 code for a protein of 1033 amino acids. The record is from RefSeq and is a predicted model, not a curated record. Gene Ontology annotation, biological process: Ras protein signal transduction. The transcript is spliced from 13 exons.